Messenger RNA from Condylura cristata (star-nosed mole), 1574 nucleotides. RefSeq names its product cytochrome c oxidase subunit 6A2, mitochondrial. The coding region runs from base 1240 to 1533 and encodes 97 amino acids. Lineage: Eukaryota; Metazoa; Chordata; Mammalia; Eulipotyphla; Talpidae. The record is from RefSeq and is a predicted model, not a curated record. Gene Ontology annotation, cellular component: mitochondrial inner membrane. Gene Ontology annotation, biological process: mitochondrial electron transport, cytochrome c to oxygen. The transcript has 3 exons. Gene Ontology annotation, molecular function: enzyme regulator activity.
GUCUGCUCUGAAAAAGACUUCAAUCUAAGGUUGCAGUCUCAGAUUCCAGCAAUUUCAUGUCCAGCUGAAAUACUAUUGUGUUAAAGGUCCAAGACUGAAGUUCCCAAACAGACUCUCCUGGACUUGUGCUCCUCUUAAGCCAAUCAAUACGGUCAGGAGAAUGGAAUGCUCCAAUUGGCAAGUCCUGGACCAUAUGACUUCUUGGCUGGAAAAGAUGUCCUUGACUGAGCAGAAAGUGAGAGGAAAUGGGGGUGAUUUCACAAAGAAAACCUAGAAUCAGGAGGAACAGGCACGAGUAUAUUUUGUGUUUGUGGGACAACACAAAACAGUGCAUAUUCACUAUAGCAAAUUUCUAGAUGCUUCCAAUGUCAAGAGGCUGGACGCUGCCUCCUGAGGUUUACUUAACAACGGGCAAAUUCGUUCUCUUGGCCUAAAGCAAAGAAAAAGCUCCAAGACACAAGAAGCUUUGGCAGCAGCCCAAUUACGAGUUUAAUUAAAAGUGAGUAAUUAUGAAACGGUGGGUACAAAGACCGACAAAAGAGCACAUAAAGCUGGAACCAGGAUCAGCCCAGGAAGGACGCAGACGCGCGCUGGUGUACACAGGAUGACUGCAGCCCAGGACAGAAGCUGCUCUGCGGUGAGACCGCAGGAGCCAGGUAGCCUGUGUCCAGCCCUGUGAACCUUCCUGGUGUCUUGCAGCCCAGCCUGGUUUGUUUCUGGCUCUGCAGAUUGUCGGCUCUGGCAAACCAUAGACACUGCGACCUCAGAUUCCUGGUUGUUCCUCUUUUCAAAAUUAGUCAACAGUGAGUUUUGUUUCUUGUUAACAAUUGGACAAUACACAUACUGAGCUUCUAUCACAGGCCAGAGCCUAAGCUGGCAGGCUCCUAUGUUAGUUGACUUCAGCAUUUAAGGUAGAAAUGAUUAGAAAUUAGAGAUGCCAAAGGACAUUUAAUUCCAGCUACAAUUCUGUUGAAGGGUUGUGUGCUAAUGAGAAGCUGUUGAGCAAAGCUGUUCCCUGCAACUAUAAAAAGAACGGCACGUUGCAUUUUCACUGUGGCCUCCUCAUAGCUGUCAGAAAGACCUCAUGUCAGCCAGGCUCAUUUUAAAUAUAGAAACCCCCUAAAAAUAGCCUCCCGUGUUACAGACUCAACAGAUGAUUGGGCCUAAAGUCGGGGAGGAGAAUAGAGGCUUCUGCGGAGGAGAGAGGAAGGACAGACCUACUGUCCCCCUCUUGCCGCCAUGGCUCUGCCGCUGAGAUCUUUGAGUCGGGGUUUUGCCAGCGCCGCCAAGGGUGACCACGGCGGGGCAGGAGCUGGCACCUGGCGCUUCCUGACCUACGUGCUGGCGCUCCCUGGCGUGGCUCUCUGUACACUCAACUCCUGGCUCCACGCGGGUCAGCACCAGCGCCCCGAGUUCAUCCCCUACCACCACCUCCGUAUCCGCACCAAGCGCUACUCUUGGGGGGACGGCAACCGCACUCUUUUCCACAAUCCCCACGUCAACCCUCUGCCCACUGGUUAUGAACACCAUUGAGGGGGCUGGUGGCCCCGAUGCAAUAAAGGCUUGGAAGCCAA